Messenger RNA from Tilletiaria anomala UBC 951, 2115 nucleotides. RefSeq lists its product as uncharacterized. The coding region runs from base 82 to 2070 and encodes 662 amino acids. The record is from RefSeq and is a predicted model, not a curated record. The transcript is spliced from 2 exons. NCBI's taxonomy places the organism in Eukaryota, Fungi, Basidiomycota, Exobasidiomycetes, Georgefischeriales, Tilletiariaceae. Gene Ontology annotation, molecular function: tRNA-specific adenosine-34 deaminase activity; protein binding. Gene Ontology annotation, cellular component: cytoplasm; nucleus.
UGUACACACUGUGAGGCAUUAAGAGUCGCUUCGAAGUUCAAAUUCUGAUAGCGAGGAUCGGAAUCAGCCGCCGCCUCUGUCAUGGGAAGCGUGAUUGUGGAUGCCUCGCGCUCUGAGGCAGCCAAAGCGGAGGAGCCGGAAUAUCCUUCGACCACGCCGCACCUUAAUGCGUUUGGUUUGCAAGUGCGUUCGACACCAUCGGCCGGGCGAGGAGUCUUUGCGACCCGAGAUGUGCCAGCAAGGGAGGUUAUAGAGAUUAGCCCCGUGCUCGUCUUUCCGGCUGACGAGUAUGAGCUGCAUGGACAGCAUACACUGCUCGAUAGCUACACCUUCGUUUGGCGCAAGCGCGAAAGGAGUCGGAAUGACAUGGCGCUCGCGCUAGGUUUGGGCUCGCUUUUCAACCACCAUCCUACAAGCCCGAACGUCAGCUACACGCUUGACCGAGAGCAUAAGUCUAUACGCUACAUCACCGUCCGAUCUGUUGCAGCCGGCGAAGAAUUGUGCAUCAGCUAUGGGGCUGGGAGAAUGUGGUGGGAGGGCGAGGGCAACGCCAAUUCACAGAAAGCAUUCGGAAAUGGCCGUCGGCGAGCGAGUGAUGCAUCUCUUCCGCCAACGGAAGAAACCGAGUGGCAGCGUAUGGCUAAUUUGGGCCUUGACGAACAGGAAGAAGACGUGCCUGUAGGAGCGUCCAGCCCCCUGCCUCAGACUGGCGUUCGAGACCGGCAGAAAGAAGAAACUGUCCCCAGGCCUGUGAUCGAAAUCAACGAGGGCUGCCCACUUUGGCGAGUGACGGCGGCUCAAGACCCGAUGCGCAUUCCUCUCAAGCUAGCCGACGCGUGGGUCAUCGACGUCCCGGCUCAGCUCAGCGGAAAAGCGAUAGCUUUCACGAGAACACACGCCGCAAAGCUGGGGAAGGAGUCAGCCGAGGCUGGUUGGCUUGCUCUCAGGCAUUUGCGCGCAGUUCGGGCAGCCGAUGCGCCGGAAUCAAAAGCCCUCUCUGAUGAAGCUGGAGGCGAAGCAAGUAGAACCGCGAGCGCGGACAAUGGGUCGCUCUUGACCGUCCUUUUGUGCUUGAAAAAUCCAGGCGCAGAGGAGAAAUAUGUGCUGGACCUGCUACGAAGAUCGGCACCCUUUUUCUCGGAAGACAAUGGGCGGCUGCCGCGAGUGGUUAAAGUGCCGACGACAUCAGCGCCUUGCAGGCAACGGCUGCCGGAGUGGAAUGCCUACUGGCCAGUAAAUGUGCGCGGAAAUGUGACUAGCACGGACGAGGCUGCAACAGGAUCAUCACUCAAGAUGAUCGACCGCGCUGCGGACCGCCGAAGCUGGACGCUCGCUCGACUCGACUGGGUGCGGACUGCUUUCCGACGCUGCGUGCGCCUGGCAGCAGUAGCGAAACAAAAAGGCGAACUCCCGAUCGGCGUGCAUGUCACGGAAGAUUUUGGCGCGAGCGCGCCGGCCUACUUUACACCGUACCUCUUCAGUAGCGACGGUGCAGCAGCUUCGGAGGACGAGCAGAAGGAAUCAUGGCGAAUAGAGGUGGACGCGCAUGAUGUACGAUGCAGCGAGCGCAACCCGCUCAAGCAUGGUGUGGUGAAUGCCAUUCGCAGCGUGGCGGACCUUCGCGUCGCGCGCGAGAAGGCGCGAGAGAAUGGACGCUUCUCUUCGAAAGGAGCCAAGACGACGUCUCAGCACAGCGGCACAGGCAGCAGCGACAGAACGCUUGCGGAGGACGACCCUACGCCGCGCCUUGUGAAUGGGCAGGACUACCUGCUGACAUCGCUGACACUAUUCAGCACACACGAGCCCUGUGUGUACUGCACAAUGGCCCUCGUUCAUUCGCGCGUACGCGCCGUCUACUUCCUCGUGCCCGCUCCCAAAGCGGGUGGGUGCUGCGGUGCGGCGCUUGGCGACAGGGGGGCGUGCGAGGGCAUGCUGGACGGUGGUCCAUAUGCGCUGCAGGAGCAGAGCGGGCUCAACCAUCGUUUCGAUGUUUGGCGGUGGGUCGGGCCUUGGAGUGAGGUCGGCGUAGAGGAUGCAGGCAUGCUCGAACUGAAUGGCUUGGAUCCAUGACCCUUAUACCUGUUGCUUCUGAAUCGCACUAUGCUACAGUAAAUG